Molecule: messenger RNA, 1968 nt
Organism: Ascochyta rabiei
Lineage: Eukaryota; Fungi; Ascomycota; Dothideomycetes; Pleosporales; Didymellaceae
Product: fimbrin
Exons: 3
Coding region: 1-1968 (655 amino acids)
Biological process (GO): actin filament network formation; actin filament bundle assembly
Cellular component (GO): cytoplasm; actin filament bundle; actin filament
Molecular function (GO): actin filament binding; calcium ion binding
Source: RefSeq, a predicted model, not a curated record
AUGAACAUCAUCAAGCUGCAAAGAAAAUACCCCCAGUUCGGACAGGGCGAGAUCUUUGGCUUGCAGGAUGCCUUCCGCAAGCUCGAUGUCGACGACAAGGGCUACCUAGACGAGGCCACCGUCAUCAAGGCGACCCAGCAGACGGAACACCAGCCGUACGAUGUAGUGCGCCAGGCGCUGAAGGAGGUCGAGCUCGACAGUUCGCGGCGAGUCGAGCUGGACGACUACGUCGACCUCAUCUCCAAGCUGCGCCAGUCGUCGCCCGCGCAGCAGCGCAUGAGCACGGGGCCAACGCGCCCACGCGCUGUUUCCGGCGCUGCCGGCAGCGCACCCUCGACGCCAAAGCAUGCCUCGAAGCCUAGCAUUGGCGGCGGCGGCGGCGGCAGGAUUCAGGUGCAGGGCUCUUCCGCCAACGUCACCCACACCAUCAACGAAGACGAGCGAACCGAGUUCACCCGCCACAUCAAUGCCGUCCUCGCCGGCGACCCAGACAUUGGCGACCGCCUGCCCUUCCCCACCGACACCUUCGAGAUGUUCGAUCAGUGCAAGGACGGGCUCGUGCUGUCCAAGCUGAUCAACGACAGCGUGCCGGACACCAUCGAUGAGCGUGUUCUGAACAAGCCGGGCCGGAAGAUCAAGUCGCUGAACAACUUCCACUUCACCGAGAACAACAACAUCGUGAUUGAGUCGGCCAAGGGUAUCGGGUGUUCAGUCGUCAACAUUGGGUCCGGAGACAUUAUCGAGGUGCGCGAGCAUCUGAUUCUGGGUCUGAUCUGGCAGAUCAUCAGGAGAGGUCUGCUCGGCAAGAUCGACAUCAAGCUGCACCCCGAGCUGUACAGGCUGUUGGAGGACGAUGAGACUCUCGAGCAGUUCCUGCGCCUGCCCCCGGAGCAGAUCCUGCUGCGAUGGUUCAACUACCACCUGAAGAACGCCAAGUGGCACAGAACCGUGACCAACUUCUCCACAGACGUCAAGGAUGGCGAGAACUACACUGUGCUGCUUAACCAAUUAGCGCCUGACACUUGCUCCCGCUCCCCGCUGCAACAAAACGACCUGCUGCAGCGCGCGGAGAUGGUCCUCCAGAACGCCGAUGCUCUCGACUGCCGCAAGUUCCUGACACCGACGUCACUCGUUGCUGGAAACCCGAAGCUCAACCUCGCCUUUGUCGCCAACCUGUUCAACACACAUCCUUGCCUGGACCCCAUCACAGAGGAAGAGAAGGCUGAGAUUGAGGAUUUUGAUGCUGAAGGCGAGCGUGAGGCUCGUGUAUUCACCCUAUGGCUCAAUUCUCUGGACGUUAAGCCGGUCGUGCAAUCUUUCUUCGAAGACCUCAAGGACGGCACCGUUCUCUUGCAGGCAUACGACAAGGUCAUUCCAGGCAGCGUGAACUGGCGCCACGUCAACAAGCCACGGGAAGGACAGGAACUGAUGCGAUUCAAGGCUCUGGAGAACACCAACUACGCAGUGGAGCUUGGAAAGUCUGUUCAAUUCUCCCUUCCUGGUAUCCAGGGUGCCGACAUCACCGACGGCCAGCGCACACUGACCCUCGGCCUGGUCUGGCAAUUGAUGCGCAAGGACAUUGUCUCUACGCUCAAGGGUCUUGCUCAGAAGCUCGGCAAGCGCGAAAUUUCCGAUCCAGACAUGAUCAAGUGGGCAAACGACAUGGCCCGCAAGGGUGGUCAGGGCUCGCAGAUCCGCUCGUUCAAGGAUUCGUCGCUGUCCAACGCCAAGUUCCUCCUCGAUGUUCUUGCUGGCAUGAAGCCUGCUUACGUCGACUACGAUCUCGUCACGCCCGGACGCAACGACGAAGAGAGCUAUCAGAACGCCAAGCUGGCUAUCAGUAUCGCAAGAAAGAUGGGCGCUACCAUCUGGCUAGUGCCCGAGGACAUCGUCGCAGUGCAGAGCCGUCUGAUCACCACGUUCAUUGGCAGCUUGAUGCACACGUACGAAAAGACGGGCGGCCAGUAA